Pseudogymnoascus destructans is the source of this 1038-nucleotide messenger RNA. RefSeq lists its product as uncharacterized. Bases 1 to 1038 code for a protein of 345 amino acids. The transcript has a single exon. Lineage: Eukaryota; Fungi; Ascomycota; Leotiomycetes; Thelebolales; Thelebolaceae. The record is from RefSeq and is a predicted model, not a curated record.
AUGGAAGCCAUCAUGGGUUGCCCUUCCACACCUCAUCGAGCAUCCUAUCCUCACCUCAGGCGCAUAUGUCGUCUCCCGCGUCAGGCUUCUCCCGACUCUCCCUCUCCAGAAUGGCAUCCACCCGCCCAGAAGAUGGUGCUACCCAGCCCAGCAACGACUCCUCUGACGCCUCCGACAGCGAGGACAGCAACGACGACUCGGGCGAAGACUCCAGCCCCGAAGACGCCUCCAUCCUCCGCUCCGCCCACACCAAGCUCCGCUACGACACCAGCCGCCUCACACGCAGCACCACGCGCCGCGCCCGCGCCGGCCUCAACGAGCCCUUCACCCUCAGCCACUGCUCCGUCUACAACCCCUCCGAAGGCUCCGAGUACUUCGCCUUCCAGAUCUUCGAAACCGUCAGCUUCUCCGUCCGCGUCGGCGCCCCGGACUCCGAGUACCGCAGCCCGACCUGCCACUGCGACUCCGACCCCGGCCCCUGCCGCCACAUCUUCUGGCUCCUCGACCAGAUCGCCUCGCACACCCUCUCCAGCUCCGACAAAUCCACCCCCCUCCCCCUCUCCUCCCGCGGCUUCUCCCGCACCCCCGCAAACGCAGACGCUUACCACCACAUCACGGCCUCGGGGCCGCACCUCUUCCAAGAACUCGACUGCGACCACCGCAUCGCGCCGAGCUAUACGAAGCCCUCCCCUGCCGCCGCGACAGCAGCAAGAAUCACGGAUAUCCGCGACAUCCUCGCCUCCUUCUCCCCAGCGACCCGCGACGACUACCGCCCUGACAUCUUCUCCGCCCCCCCCCCCGACCCAUCCUCCCCCUCCUCUUCCCCACAGACCUCGAGAAAACACUCGCCCACGCCGCCCUCGCGAACCCAGACCUCUUCCGCCACCUCCGCGCGCUCGUCCCGUCCUCGCACUGCACGGCGUCUUUUUUCCGGAAGCAGCGCGCGCGUGCUGCAGCGGCGUUGGCGAAGUUGGAUGCGUAUACGGCGACGCGACCGCGCGCUGCUGCUGCGGGGGGGCCGCUGGUGGUGGUGCAUGA